CUGUGCUAACUCCAGUUAGUUGUCAGACUAUAACAACAUAGUGUUAUUUUAUAGGGGGAAGAAAAAGAGGCCUAGAGAAAGAUGACAACCAGGCUAUGGACAUAAAGGCAAGAGGUCUGAGAGCAGUUCUAGACUCAGAAUAAUUCGCUAACUGGAUCUUGGGUUUGCUUACUUGAGGACUCCUUAAAGCUUUUUACCCCUGGAGCCAAUCACAGGGCAGCCGGAAGAGAUUUACCAAACAGGCCACUUCUCCCCGCUCUGAGCCUUUGGGUGCCUCUACUGAUUCGGGUUUACAUUGAGAGAUUCCCUUCUACCUCAAGUCAUAAUGUCGAUGGCCUCCUGCUACCAGCAUAAGUUGACUGAGAAGCUCACUAUUCUGAAUGACCGAGGGCGUGGGGUUCUUAUUCGCAUUUAUAACAUCAAGAAGACUUGUUCAGACCCUAAAUCCAAGCCACCUUUUCUACUGGAAAAGUCUAUGGAAUCAUCUGUCAAGUAUAUCAGCAAGAAAUUUCCCAACAUAGAUGUCCGAAGCAGCACGCAACAUUUAGGACCUGUUCAUCGGGACAAAACAGAGAUUGUCAGAUUUCUCACCAGCUAUUACCAAUCAUUUGUGGACGUCAUGGAAUUUCGGGAUCACGUAUAUGAGCUUCUCAACACCAUUGAUGCCUGCCAGUGCCAUUUUGACAUCAACCUCAACUUUGACUUUACUAGGAGCUACCUUGAUCUGAUUGUGACUUACACCUCAGUUAUUUUGCUGCUGUCCCGGAUUGAGGACCGGAAGGUACUCAUUGGCAUGUAUAAUUGUGCUUUUGAGAUGACACAAGGACACAGUGACCCCAGCUUUGCUCGUCUGGGCCAGAUGGUUUUGGAAUAUGAUCAUCCCUUGAAAAAGCUGACGGAGGAGUUUGGCCCCCACACAAAGGCUGUGAGUGGGGCCCUCCUCUCCCUGCACUUCCUCUUUACUCGAAGGAACCACGGGGCUGAACAGUGGCGGAGUGCCCAGCUUCUGAGCCUCAUUAGUGCUCCUCCAACCAUGAUCAACCCUGCCAAUUCAGACACGAUGGCCUGUGAGUAUCUCUCCUUGGAGGUGAUGGAACGUUGGAUUGUUAUAGGGUUCCUUUUGUGCCAUGGAUGCCUUAAUGCCAAUCCCCAGUGCCAGAAGCUGUGGAAGCUGGGUCUGCAGGGCUCCUUGUACAUCACCCUCAUCCGGGAAGAAGUGCUUCAGGUGCACAAGGUCACCGAAGACCUGUUUGGCAGUUUGAAAGGGUACGGCAAACGAGUGACAGAUAUAAAAGAAAGCAAGGAGUAUGUGGUGAAUAACAGUGGCCAGUUUCAUUGCCAGCGCCGAGAGUUUUUGAGGAUUGCAGUGAAGGAGCUGGAGAUUGUGUUAAUGGAUGAACCAGGACUACUGGGUCCUAAGGCACUUUUGGCCUUCUUGGCUCUGUCCUUUAUUCGGGAUGAAGUCAAUUGGUUGGUUCGUCAUGCAGAAAAUGUCACCAAGACAAAGACUCCGGAGGACUAUGCUGACCUGCAUAUUGCAGAACUGCUUUUCUUGCUGGUGGAGGUGAGAGGUCUGAUCCAAAAGCACAUCAAAGUCAUCCAGCGCUAUCACCUUCAGUACCUUGCUAGGUUCGAUUCUCUUGUGCUCAGUGACAUCAUCCAGAACCUGUCAGUAUGUCCAGAAGAGGAAUCCAUCAUCAUGUCUUCUUUUGUCAGCACUCUCUCCUCACUUAACCUCAAACAAGUUGAUACUGGAGAAAAGUUUGAUUUUUCUGGAUUGAGGUUGGACUGGUUCCGACUACAGGCAUAUACCAGUGUGAACAAGGCUCCCUUGCACUUAUAUGAGAAUCCUGACUUGGCCAAGGUGAUGAACCUCAUAGUCUUUCACUCUCGAAUGCUGGACUCAGUGGAGGAGAUACUGGUAGAGACCUCUGAUCUCUCCAUCUUUUGUUUUCAUCUCCGUACCUUUGAGAAGAUGUUUGCUUUGACCCUGGAGGAGCCCACCAUGCUGCGCUAUGCCAUUGCCUUCCCCCAGAUUUGUGCCCACUUUGCCCACUGCAGCCAUGAGAUGUGUCCAGAAGAGUAUCUCCACUUGAAGAACCACGCUCUUCAUUACUGCAAUUCCUUCCUGGAAGAUCUGGCUAAGCAAACGAGUACCUGUAUCCUAGAUAUCUGCGCUGAGCAGCGAAAUCUGAGUGAGCAGCUGCUUCCUAAGCACUGUGCCACCACCAUCAGCAAAGCCAAGAACAAGAAGACCAUGAAACAUAAACAGACCUCUAAAAAGGGGGAACCUGAGAGGGACAAACCAGGGGCUGAAAGUCAUCGAAAGAACCGUAGUGUUGUUACAAACAUGGACAAGUUGCACUUGACCUUGACGGAGUUGGCUCUGACCAUGAACCAUGUGCAUAGUCUCUCUGUGUUUGAGCACACUAUCUUCCCUUCCGAGUAUCUCAGCAGCCAUCUGGAAGAACGGCUCAACAGAGCCGUUGUGUGGCUGGCUGGUUACAAUGCCACCACCCAGGAGAUUGCCAGGCCCUCCGAAGUGCUGGCGGGGGUCAAGGCUUACAUCGGCUUCAUUCAGUCACUGACCCAGUUGUUGGGUGUGGACGUUUCUCGGGUCAUCCGGAACGCUCUCCUGCAGCAGACGCAGCCGCUGGACUCCUCGGGGGAGCAGACCAUCACCACUCUCUAUACCAACUGGUACCUGGAGAGCCUUCUGAGACAAGCCAGCAGUGGGACUAUCAUUCUCUCUCCAGCCAUGCAGGCCUUCAUCAGCAUCCCCAGGGAAGGGGAGCAGAGCUUCAGUGCUGAAGAAUUCUCUGAUAUUUCAGAGAUGCGGGCUUUGGCUGAGCUCCUAGGACCCUAUGGAAUGAAGUUUCUAAGUGAGAACCUGAUGUGGCACGUGACGUCCCAGAUUGUGGAACUGAAGAAGCUGGUAGUAGAAAACAUGGAUGUGCUGGUACAGAUUAGAUCCAACUUCAGCAAGCCAGAGCUCAUGGCCUCUCUGCUGCCCCAGCUGACAGGAGCUGAGAAUGUGUUGAAACGAAUGACUAUAAUUGGGGUCAUCCUCAGCUUUAGGGCCAUGGCUCAAGAGGGCCUCCGAGAGGUUUUCUCUUCCCACUGCCCAUUCCUCAUGGGCCCUAUUGAGUGCUUGAAGGAUUUUGUCACUCCAGAUACAGAUAUAAAGGUGACCAUGAGUGUCUUUGAGCUGGCCUCUGCUGCAGGUGUGUGCUGUGACAUCGACCCUGCCCUGGUGGCUGCCAUUGCCAACCUGAAAGCAGACACCUCAUCUCCUGAGGAGGAGUACAAAGUAGCCUGCCUGCUCCUGAUCUUCCUUGCAGUCUCCAUCCCUCUCCUAGCCACAGACUCCUCUUCUUUCUACAGCAUAGAGAAGGAUGGCUACAACAACAACAUUCACUGCCUGACCAAAGCCAUCAUUCAGGUGUCUGCUGCCCUGUUUACUAUUCAUAACAAGAACAUCGAGACUCACCUCAAGGAGUUUCUGGUGGUGGCCUCUGUCAGUCUUCUCCAGCUGGGACAGGAGGUGGAUAAACUGAAGUCUAAGAACCGAGAGUCUAUUUCUUUGCUCAUGCGCUUGGUGGUGGAGGAGUCCUCCUUCCUUACCCUGGACAUGCUGGAGUCCUGCUUUCCCUACGUCCUGCUCCGAAACGCCUACCGAGAGGUUUCCCGAGCCUUCUACCUGAGCCGAGUGCAGGCCAAUGCCCACUGAGGGCCCCCUGGGCUCCCGCCCGGGGCGUGGAAACGGGCCCUGCCUGAGGGGGUUGACGGGGUCGCUGCGGGACAAAGGCUGUGUCCACACCGGGCCAGUCUGCAGACACACGGGAGGGGCUGCUGGGAGAGAAGGGAACCAGGCAGAGGGAGGGUCAGUGUGGGUGGUGGGCAAGAAUUUCUGGAAACGGGUGAUCUUGGAACAAAAGGGGAGUCCCAGGGAAACCUGGGGCCGAGGGGCUCCCUGAUGUGAAAUCUACACUGGUGAUAUGCAGAUGAGAUGCAAAUCAUAGGCAAAUGAGCUCUUGGAGAAGCUUGGGCCUUGGCUGUUAUCUGCUCUGUCCACUCCUCAUUGCUACUGUUUAUCGCUAUUCCAGGAUGAUGCUCUCCCGACAGAAGUGAUCAAUCAUCAUAUAAACCAUAAUGAUUUUGUAAUCCUUCCUCUGGAGCUUCCAUUGUCUCCUGCACAUUCAUUUAGGGCAAAUCUCCUCCCUUCCUCUCAGAGAUCUGUUCAGCAAACAGCCUGCUCCCACGAGGGGCUAACUGGAGAGCAGGAGCCUCCUCCCUGGGGACCCUGAGAGGUCGGAGUCACACCCCCAGCCUCUGUGGAACCCCGGGGGGGGCAGCUAGAGGGGACCUGGGCCCUUAAUUUUCAGUUAAACCCCAGGAUCUUAGAUCAGAGCUGAUAGAAGGAACCUUAGGGAUGAUUUAAUCCAUUUUACAGAUGAGGAAAAUGGGAGCCACAGAGAAACACUCUGGGAAGGUCACAGUGGCAGGGCCUUAGGCAAAGAGGGUCUCUCCUCUGCCAAGUCUCCCAUAGAAAGUUCUGCUUUCCAUGUUUCCUUAAAUUCUUCUUGACUUUGUUAAAUUCCCAGCAGCUUGGAGAGCAACUGCAUUGCCCCUAAUCACCCCGUACCUCAAAGGCUCCUCAGGACUGCGACCCCCAGGUGUCCAUGCUGCCCUCGGGCAAAGCUCAGUCUUUUUGGGCUGUUUCACAAUUCAGUCUCCUCCCUGGGGUGGGGAGGGCCUUGGGCUGGGAUUUCCCUUUCAGUGUUUCCGUUCUCAUUAGUCUGAGCCCAGCAUCCUUCUGGGAGCCAAAUUGUUUCAACUUUAGCCUUUUCUGCACUAAUUGGAGUUUCAAUUGUCAGGGAGCCUGGGGCAUCUCAGAUAACCCUGGACUUUGUUAGCAAAUAACUGCCUCCAUCUGUCAUUUCCUUGCUCCUGCUAGAGCCCAGGCCAUAGAUCCUAGAUGUUCUGAUCUGGAGUGGUGGGCAGAGAGUAAUUAAUAACUGGAUUAAUUAGGGUUCUAAAUAUAUUUUUAUGAUGACUAGGGGAAUUGCUUGAUGUUUAGAAAACCAUUUUGACCUUCAUUAGAUACCUGUAUUUUUGUUCAUUCACUUUAUUUAUUCAACAAAUAUUAAGGCCUUAACUAAAACGAUAGCUAGGUGGUGCAGAAGGUAGAAUGAAGAUCUGAGUUCAAAUAUGGCUUAUUAAUUGUGUGAUAUUUAAUAGGAAAGUUCUGCUUUCAAUGUGCCUUAAUCUCUUUACUUUGUUAAAAAUCAUAACAGCUCAGAGGGACUGUAUUGCCCCUAACCACCCCACACUUCAAAGGCAUAGAAGGACUGAGAACCUGCUCUCCCCUUAACCCUGUUUGCCUCAUUUAUCUAUAAAAUGAGCUGAAGAAAGAAAUGGCAAACUGCUCCAUUAUCUUUGCUAAGAAAACCACACAUGGCAUCAUGAAGAGUUGGACAUGACUGAGAAAAAAGGCAAUAAUAGCUUAAGUAAAUAAAGCAUUUCUUAAAGGUA
Molecule: messenger RNA, 5535 nt
Organism: Sarcophilus harrisii (Tasmanian devil)
Lineage: Eukaryota; Metazoa; Chordata; Mammalia; Dasyuromorphia; Dasyuridae
Gene: NCKAP1L
Product: NCK associated protein 1 like
Exons: 33
Coding region: 326-3730 (1134 amino acids)
Biological process (GO): neuron projection morphogenesis; cortical actin cytoskeleton organization; cell migration
Cellular component (GO): SCAR complex
Source: RefSeq, a predicted model, not a curated record